GCGGCUUUGGCCCGGAUGUCCGGGCGCUGCGACCGGGUCGGCUGAUCCACGAACCUCUCCAAGGAAACCUACAAGCUGCCGAUGGCUGUCGAUAUUCAACCAGCAUGCCUUGGACUUUAUUGUGGGAAGACCCUGUUAUUUAAAAAUGGCUCAACUGAAAUAUAUGGAGAAUGUGGGGUGUGUCCAAGAGGACAGAGAACAAAUGCACAGAAAUAUUGUCAGCCUUGCACAGAGUCUCCAGAACUUUAUGAUUGGCUCUAUCUUGGAUUUAUGGCUAUGCUUCCUCUUGUUUUACAUUGGUUCUUCAUUGAAUGGUACUCAGGGAAAAAGAGUUCCAGUGCCCUUUUCCAACACAUCACUGCAUUAUUUGAAUGCACUAUGGCAGCUAUCAUCACCUUACUUGUGAGCGAUCCAGUCGGUGUGCUUUAUAUCCAUUCAUGUCGAGUAUUGAUGCUUUCUGAUUGGUACACCAUGCUUUACAAUCCAAGUCCAGAUUAUGUUACCACAGUGCACUGUACUCAUGAAGCUGUCUACCCACUAUACACCAUUGUAUUUAUCUACUAUGCAUUCUGCUUGGUAUUAAUGAUGCUGCUCCGACCUCUUCUGGUAAAGAAGAUUGCCUGCGGGUUAGGGAAAUCUGAUCGAUUUAAAAGUAUUUAUGCUGCACUUUACUUCUUCCCAAUUUUAACCGUGCUUCAGGCAGUUGGUGGAGGCCUUUUAUACUAUGCCUUCCCAUACAUUAUAUUAGUAUUAUCUUUGGUUACUCUGGCUGUGUACAUGUCGGCUUCCGAAAUAGAGAACUGCUAUGAUCUUCUGGUCAGAAAGAAAAGACUCAUUGUUCUCUUCAGCCACUGGUUACUUCAUGCCUAUGGAAUAAUCUCCAUUUCCAGAGUGGAUAAACUCGAGCAAGAUUUACCCCUUUUGGCAUUGGUACCCACACCGGCCCUUUUUUACUUGUUCACCGCAAAAUUUACUGAACCUUCACGGAUACUCUCAGAAGGAGCCAAUGGACACUGAAUGCAAAAUUCCAAAAAAACCUAAGAAGUGUUCUUAAUAAAAAGAAGUAAAGAAAUUUAAAAAUGUAUUAGUACUCUUCUGUCAUACAUGGCAAUAUGAUUGUCAGUACACCUAAUGUUAUGGGGGGGUUUGUUGUUUGUUUUCUUUUUUUUUAAAGAUUUAUUUAUUUAAUUGAUUGAUUGGUUGCUAUGUUGGGUCUUCGUUUCCAUGCCAGGGCCCUCUCUAGCUGCGGCAAGCGGGGGCCACUCUUCAUCGCGGUGCGCGGGCCUCCCAGUAUCGUGGCCUCUCUCGUUGCGGAGCACAGGCUCCAGACGCGCAGGCUCAGUAAUUGUGGCCCACGGGCCCGGCCGCUCCGCGGCAUGCGGGAUCCUCCCAGACCAGGGCUCGAACCCGUGUCCCCCGCAUCCGCAGGCAGACUCCCAGCCACUGCGCCACCAGGGAAGCCCUGUUUUCUUUUUUUGACUUAACAGAUUUUGUGGUUUGAUGGAAAAUACAAAAUACCAUAAUUCUCCAUUAUGUAGUAUAACACACCAUACACUUAAAGCACACGGUUAUAUUACACUAGAAGCCUAUUAGGAAGCACUUGCCUCUUGCAACAAUUUAGCUAUUCUUUUGUGCAAAAUCAUGUUUCUGUGUACCUAGCAAUGUGUUGUUCCCAUUUUUAUUAAGAAAAACUGUAACAAGUAUAAUCUGAAAUCCUUAGCAUUGGCAUAAUUGUGCAUGCCUGUUGUGUUUCAGUUUGUUUUUCCAGUAUACUGAAUUAUAAAGUCAAAUGUAUUUGUGGGGUCUGAUAGCAAACAUGGAAAUCAAGUAUGUUGUUUUUUGUUAUCUAUUUAUUUUCACCAAUACAGUAUUUUGAUCUAUUACAAAAAUGGAGCAUAAUUUAUAUAACAGGUCUUUUGUUUUAGGUAGUUUGGUUGAAGACAUCUUCAGG
This is a messenger RNA of Balaenoptera ricei (Rice's whale), 1951 nucleotides long. RefSeq names its product JNK1/MAPK8 associated membrane protein (gene JKAMP). Lineage: Eukaryota; Metazoa; Chordata; Mammalia; Artiodactyla; Balaenopteridae. The record is from RefSeq and is a predicted model, not a curated record. The transcript has 7 exons. The coding region runs from base 82 to 1017 and encodes 311 amino acids. Gene Ontology annotation, biological process: response to unfolded protein. Gene Ontology annotation, cellular component: membrane. Gene Ontology annotation, molecular function: ubiquitin protein ligase binding.